Molecule: messenger RNA, 417 nt
Organism: Neltuma alba
Lineage: Eukaryota; Viridiplantae; Streptophyta; Magnoliopsida; Fabales; Fabaceae
Exons: 2
Coding region: 1-417 (138 amino acids)
Source: RefSeq, a predicted model, not a curated record
AUGGUUCAUCCGCAGGAACAACAUCAUCAGAUUCAGAAUAGUGAUGUAUGUUUGCAGGAGGAUGUUAGUGGUUGUUGGGGAGUGCAGGAUUCUGGGUGCCUGUCGUCUUUAUCGUUACAGAACAAGAAUAAUGUCGGGGACGAUAUGAGUGCUGAUGGUUAUAUGGGCGAUGAGUUAUAUAAUGAUCAAAAGUCUUCGUCAACGUCUAUGCUUGACAUUCAUUAUGGUGAUGAUGAGAGGAAUAAUGAAAUCGGUUUUGAACCUGAAGAAUUAGUGGAUCGCAGUGAAGAAGAAGGGGUUUUGUUCAAGAUAGAAAAUUCAGUAUUAAAAGCAGAGGCUGAUUGCAUUCAACAAGAUCAAGAUCAUGAUCUCAAAGGUGCUGCAACUUUGUUCACUCUCACAAAUUGUACUACCUGA